Messenger RNA from Botrytis sinoallii, 882 nucleotides. RefSeq lists its product as uncharacterized. NCBI's taxonomy places the organism in Eukaryota, Fungi, Ascomycota, Leotiomycetes, Helotiales, Sclerotiniaceae. The transcript has a single exon. The coding region runs from base 1 to 882 and encodes 293 amino acids. The record is from RefSeq and is a predicted model, not a curated record.
AUGUCGACCGACGCAGAAACCCAGGACAUCAAUCUCGUUCUUACAGCUCUCUUUAAACAAAUCGAUAUUGGCGCACAUGGGGCCAUCAAUUUCAAACGUCUAGCAGAAGAUAUGGGUGUCAAUGGUCAGAAUGCUGCUCGGCAUCGCUUCCACCGAUUCAAAAGAUGUUUUACUAGAACUGAUGGGGUACAUCCCACUCCUGCCGACGUCAACAACAAUAAUCUCGUUAUGAGGACCCUUUUCAAGCAAAUCGAGAUUGGCAGGAUCGACUUCGCACGCUUGGCGCAAGAUAUGGGUGUUAAUGGUCAAAAUGCUGCGAGGCAUAGGUGGAUCCGGCUUUUGAACAGUUUUGGGAUUAGCAGACCAAAUAGGGCGGGUGGGGAUGAUGGCAGAGAUGACGAGAAGAAGCACAGAAUAAAGUCUGGAAACAAAGAUGGGGAAGAGGACAGAAAGGAGAGAGACGAAGCAGCAAAUAGCCCCGUAAAAGUCGAAGCGAAUACCAAAGCUACUAGAUUAAGUCUGCCUGGCUCGCCACUAAAGUUUGAGAUCAAAAGGGAGGGAACCGUUCUAGAGUCACCUAAGAAAAUUGGCAAGAGAAAGAUGGAGGACCCGGAUGGAAAUUUGACGGAAGAGAAAGAGGGGGCGAGGUUGAUGCAAAUGCCGGCGAGAAAAUUUCUGAAGAGUGCGACGAAGAGUAUCAAAAAGAGAAAGAGUAGUAUACAGACGAGUGAUGGUACCGGGGAAGGCUAUAAUGGGCAUGGUCAAGAUGAGGGGUUUGAGUCUGGGUUUGAGGACAUCGACUACACAAAAGUUCCUGACAAGAAGAAGAGGAGGGGUGGAAUGGUCGACGAAUACAGUGGCGAGGAAGAUUGGGAAGCUUAG